Messenger RNA from Aspergillus pseudoviridinutans, 372 nucleotides. RefSeq lists its product as uncharacterized. NCBI's taxonomy places the organism in Eukaryota, Fungi, Ascomycota, Eurotiomycetes, Eurotiales, Aspergillaceae. The transcript has a single exon. Bases 1 to 372 code for a protein of 123 amino acids. The record is from RefSeq and is a predicted model, not a curated record.
AUGUCGUACUGGCUUGUUGGUGGGUGUCUCAUCCUGUCUGCUCCGUCGGAGGGAACCAAUGAGUGGAGACUGAAGACCAAGGAGGACGGCCGUGCAUUAACUUCCAAUGAUGAGAACUCAUCCAAGGCUAUUCCAGACUCCCCAAAAGACACAGGUGCAGUGAAGGAUGCCCGUGCUUUUUCUUCACGGCAGACGGGCAACCGGAUGGAGACUCCGGGAACCAGUGCAGACAUAGUGGAUUCCUGGAGUGCCACGGGCCCUGUUUCUAGCCAGUCAGAAACCGUGCAUGCGUUGGCUCGGGACCGGGGUGGAGUGAAGUAUUGCCCUAUUGGGACAACAAUAGCUUUAUCCCCGGCUGCUAACAGACGCUAA